GGUUAUGUUUACCCUGCUCUUUGCUUGCCAGGAGCGCAGUGUAAUACAGUAUGAGUAUCAUAGUAGAAGGCCUCAAAGCAGUCACUGUAUUCCGCAAUACUUCUCUCUGACGCUAGAUGGCGCGGAUUUUCUGGUACGUAAACACAGUGACGGUAGCGUAAUGCAGUGGAGAAGAACGUGUACGUCAUUUACACAAUGGCGGAGGCUGGGUGAGGAGCAGUCUGUGUGUGUGAGAGAAACAGCUCGUAAUCGUUAGAGCUUGCGCUGCAUUGCCCGAAUUCGUGCGUGGUGCCUUAAAAUGGCCCUAAACCCCGCCACCAUGGGGAAAAGAGACUGGGAAUAUACCGAUACGGGCAGUCUACACCAGGAAAGUGGCGAGCCUCAGAAGACUUCAGCCACCACCUCGGCCUCGGCCAACCAAAAUGGCGAUCAGCCCGGCUGUGGAGACAGUGUAAUACCCGAGCACGAAGCCCCCGAGCGGCAGGCGGACACCCGGAGCUGGAGCGGCUCACCCACACUAGGCCAGAGACAAAGCGUGGAGCGGCCUCGGAAGUCCUUUCAAAUCCCGAGGAAGAAGAAAGAACGAAAAGGUUUGUUCCAGCUUCUGCCCCCUGACAGCCGUGAGUUUGAAGAGCUCUUGAAGCUUCUUUCAUCUUUUUACCUGGAUGCAUCAUCAAGAGGAACCUUCACCUACUGCAAGGCCAGACUCAUUCACAAUGAGCUGCUGGAAAAAGAGUUUAUUGAGAAGAGGCGGGAGAUGAAGCAAGAAGGCCGGACAGACCAAGAACUGACAGAAUCAUACUGCUUCUUAUUUGCAGAUAAAUCCAAGUUUCAGUGGAUCUGCGAGAAGGGUUUAUCAGUAGGACACUCCAAGAUAACAACAGUAGGAAAUCCAGCAGUUGGCAUUUAUCUCUCUAAAUUCUCUGAUUUGUUACAAAUCAAUCCGUUCGAAGUUGGCUCAGUCGGAGACAUAAUCAUUUUUAAAGUUAUGAGGGGAAGAGUAAAACACAUCCAUGAAAACAUGCCAAAUAAUGCUAAGGAACCUGCGACUAAGUUUGACUGUCAUUUGUCCAAAAGUGCCAAUAGGGUUACAUCUUUGCUGUCGUACAGAGCAUUUGAGCGCACACAGCAAUAUUUUUUCGAGUUUGCUUUUGAUGAAAUUAAAGCACGGCCCAGGCAUGUGUGCCCCUACGCUGUGUUUUCCUUUCAGUACAAAGGCAAGGACGUUGCAGCGACUUCUUUAACAACACACAGGCUUAACACCAUAUCCUCUGAAGGAAGUCGAGGGCGCCGCUGCUAUUCUGUGUGGAGAGGUCCAUUGGUAAACAAGGGCAAUGAGUUAUUUCCCAUCUGUUUACGAUCAUCGUCGCGGCCCUACCUUCCUUUCAAACUACCUGAGAAGCUGGAGGUCAAUCAGAGCAUGCACCUUGAGCAGGUAAAGCGAAAGAUUCCUGCAGUGCUCUUCUCUUGGGACACCUACAGUGCAUCACGGGAAGUGAUGAAAUAUGGGAUGACAUGCAGCCUUUUUGAAGUUGUGGAAGGAAAAGGAAAACUCACCAAUGGAAGUCUGGUGGGACUGAUUAACAAACUUGAGAAAGACAGACUGGUGCUGGUGAAGUGCUUGUUUGAUCGAGGCUUUCUCUUCCUGUUGUCCUCAGCACAGAUGGUGGAGUCCAAAGAAAGGCGGGGCCGGGUUGAAAAGAGCCUGCAAGCAAUAUUCCUCUUUCACGAGUCAAGGGCAGUUAUGAAGUAUUCUUCACGACUGCCUGAACCAGAGCCAUUGAUAAACGAGCCACAAACAAUAACAGAAUCUUUGGAACGAUUCAUCCCUGCCUUGCAUUACGCCUUUUUCACAUUGCGACCCAAUGCAGGCAAGGACCCCAGUUCAGGUGUGGAGCGACAAGCCACAGAUUAUUUAAGUCGCAUAGAUUCAGGACGAGUGCGGCCAUUCAUCGUGCCUGACUACAAAUACAACCUGGAUGAUAGACCUUGCACGUUUCCCGUACCCAGACCAAAAGGGAACAUGGAAGCCCUACUGCGUACUUACAUCCACAACCCUUCCAAUUAUACUUUACCUCUGAACAAGGCAAAAGACAUAAUUGAAAGGAUACGCAAUCCCACACCUGUAGCUGAUCCAGUACCUGUAGAAUACAGUCCUGUUUCUGACUGGGGUGGCUCAGACCGCUCAGACAGGACAGCACCAGAAAGGCUUACACAGGAGAAGCCACCCUUGGACACUAGCAGACGCAGGUCGGGGUUGGCCCCUUCAAAUGGGGCUCAGUUGCAGAACCAGUCCCACACUGAAUCCCAGCCAGAGCAUCCAAGUUUGUUGCUGGCACAGAAUGAGUACGAUAAAGACAAGAUGAAGCAAUUACUAAAACUGAUCCAGCACCAUAAGAGAGCACUAAUCCAGGAUCCAGAGAGGGAAAAAGAAGUGGAUGGAGCCUGGGAGUCAAACUAUCUCAAGAGAAAAUUUGAUGACGAUGAGAGGGAGAGCAUGAACAAACACCAACGCACUGAUCUGCUGAGCAAUGGUGAAACCAGCACAGGGAUACCAAUAAAUGAGAUUGGAGAAGAGGGUGGACAGAGUGAAAAUCUGACAGCAGUGAUGGAAAGCAUGGGGAUCUAUGACACUGAUUUGAGAGCUUGUGACAACUCCAAUACUACAGCAGUUCAUGAGACCCAGCGCCUCCUUAAGAUCCUGCUAACCACUCUCAACAAAGCUGUUGCUGAGGGAUCAAUAUCUGUGCAAUCAAAUCAGGGUGAACAGUCAACUGGUCCCGAAAGGGGGGAACCUGCCUGUGGUCUUGGCAAACAAAAUGAGCUUUUGCCACAAACAAACUACACAGAGGAGGAUAUGGAUUGUAGCCCUUCAAGUCCUUUUAUUGCAGUUUCUCCAAUACACCAAGCUCAAACCACCGCCAACACAAUUGUUAUCCCAUCUACAAAUGAAGAAAAAUUGCAGUCCAUGCCAGAGCCCGACACUGUGACGAUGGAGAACCUUGAGCCAAAACUGCACCUAGCAUCGGAGGUAAAAAAUGCGGCACAAGCCACGUUACCAGUGGCAGAGGAUGUCCCAUUCAUGCCCUCUAUUAGCUUGGACACCAUACUCAACCAGGAAAUCCACAGCCUCUCUUCUGACAUUAAAAACGUCAUGCAGAGUCACCACAUGACUUAUACUUUGCAGCUACCGUCACGGUUAACUCUACGCAAUUCCUGGCAGCACAGUAGUUGCUUCUCAGACUUUGUUGUAGAGAAUGUCACUCCAGUCUACGUGGAGGAUCAUGUCAAAGUACUUUGUGAGCAAAUGGAAACGUUGAUCCCAGUCCCACCUGUUCCCCUCAAGGCAACUUCCCCAGAGCCCAAAGAGAAAACAUCAGAUUUAACAAUGUCAUCACCCCUGCAAACUUCCAGAACUGAAGUACAGUCCCUACUGCUGACUACAGACUCAUCCCAGAUUACUAAACAAGGAACUGUCAGAGAGACUAAAGCUAAAGCAGAUGCUGUAUCAGCAGAGAUCAAGGAUGAGGUCUACUCUCCUUCUCAAAUCCCACCAGAAUCCUCAGAGAAAUCCAAAAAGUCUGUUUCUGCUUCUACAUUUGUGUCCGCUUCUGGUUCUGUUGCUGGGGAUGUGGCCGGGGUUGGUACUGGUCCUGGACUCCUGGCGGGCAGCCUCAUUGGUCAGCUAAAGCCUGAGGUUUUCAGCAGCUUGGUGGAGAUCUUUAAGGACGUCACCAAGAAUACAGUCAAGUUUUACAUUUACUCCGUCGACGAGGGGGAGGAGAGUACUGUCUGCAAAGAAAUAAAGGAGUACUUGAAAAGCCUUGGCAACAGUGAGUGCAGCCCAGGGAUGUUUUUGGAAAACAGUGGCAGCCUAGACAAACUACUUAUCAUCAUUCAGAAUGAGCACAUAGCUGCACAUGUGCACAAGAUACCAGCACUGGUCUCUUUGAAGAAGCUACCCUCAGUGAGCUUUGCUGGAGUUGACACUCUGGAUGAUGUCAAGAACCACACCUACAAUGAGCUAUUUGUAUCUGGAGGUUUUAUUGUAUCUGAUGAGUUUGUCCUUAAUCCCGACCUCAUUACACAGGAUCGCUUACAGACGUUGCUGACGUUCCUGGAAGAGCAAAGCAGCCCUGAACAACCCUGGCAGUGGAAGGUGCACUGCAAGUCACAGAAGAAGCUUAAAGAAAUGGGCCGGUUGAACACCAAUGCAAUGGCGUUACUCAACCUUCUGACAGCCUACCAGAAGAAGCACCUUGUUGAAUUCCUUCCUUACCACGAGUGUGACGCCCAGUUACGUCAGGCUCCCGAUCUAGAUUGCCUGAUCAAGCUUCAAGCUCAACACACACAACAGCGGCACCUCAUCUUCGUCACAGAGAGGCCCUUUGAGAUGUUCUUACAGUAUUCCAGAAAUGGAAUAGUCAUAGCAAGCAUUGAUGAUAUUAUGAGUGGUUUCCACAGCCUGAUUGGCUCUAUCAAUCAAAAUGAGCUUCCAACACCCCCUUCUACUGUGGUGAAUGAUGAGUGUGUUGGAGAGGAAGACAUGUCGUUAGACUCAGAUGACGAGGUAAUGCCCACGGUCACUCAAAGCAAAGAGCAGAACUUGCAAGCUGAGAAAGAGAAGUCACCACAGCCGCCCCCUCCAACUAUGGAUGAGUUCCAGCCGCCGUUGCCUGACCAGCACGCCACCCCUGAUAGAACUCCUCCACAGUCUGAGUACAACGCUCUCAAAACGGCCAUCUCUCAGUUCAAAGCUACAAACCAGAUAGGCAUUGGCUCUUCAGAGUUGGGCAACUUGUCUCCUGGAGGUUUCCCUGUGAAUCCUCACCAAAGUUUCCUGUGUCCUUCUGCCAGUUGGUCAUCUUACACUGGCUCUUCUAGCUAUACGGCCUCGCCUGCCUAUCCGGCCUCCCCCUGCAGCAGCAACCAGGAACAGGAGUACCGCCCUCCUGGCACACCUUCAACUACAGCCACCCCACCUACUGUCAACACCACAACAGGGCCUCUCUCCAAUCUGGCUUCCCUCCCUUUAGAGAUCAAACCACCACCUCCACCUCCCUUUAUGAUGCUUGGUCACACAUAUGGCUCAGACACAGCAGGAACUGGAGCUACUGGGACCUCUCCACACACCACCUCACUCCCUUUUGUAGACCACAGUGACACAGCCAAGCAAAGCUACAUGGCGGGCAUUCCCAUAAAUACCACUUGUACCACAGCACAAAAUGCAGACAUGACACGAAAGGCAGCUAGGGAGGGGACUUGGGGGGCAGCAGGAACCACCACCUGCAAACAGGUUUUGCAUCCCCCUGGCCCAGUUGACCCCACUGGACUGCCAAAGAGUGGGGAAUCCCUUAGUGACAGCAACCCUGGUUGUCAGAGUGGUAGGACUCCAGUGAAUUGCACUGACAAACCUUCUGUAGGUGUUCCUGCAGUUGCCACUAGGGGAGGCUCAGUUCUCAGACCUAACUUUCCUGCACAGCCUGUGUGUGGAACAGGCUAUGGUAAUGUAGGCGGCAGCAUGAAUCAUGGGCCUAUGCGGCCUGCGAUGGGUCCUGGGGGAUACCGGGGGAGAGGAGCACCUCCGGGUGGAUUUUGGCCACGACCAGGUCGAGGACAUGAACGGAUGGGUGGGCCUGGUGGUGGUCCUUGCGCUUGGGGCUACCCGGCAGGCAGGGGUGGGCCACAGAAUUAUUACACAGACUUCACAUAUUCUCAUAAUUAUGCCCCUGAGUAGACAAUCAACUCAGUGGCAGGGGCAAUGUCCAGAGACUAUUACAACUGGCUGAAUGUAUAUAUAAUCCUUGUAAUAAGCUUGACUAUUUCAAUUGUUUAAUUAGGAUCCUGGUUUUCUACAUUAAUAAAGGUUGAUACAGGCAGUGUAGAGUGUACUACAAUUGCUUAAACGGUAUGCACACUCUUAAUGUAGAUAGAAGACUCCCUGUAUAAACCAGUAUAUUUAUAUUUGCCAAAAAUGUUAUUGGCCUUUCAGCGUCUGAAUUUACCCUGUAAUUUCUGUUUAUUCUGGUUUUGAAACCAUGGGGAAAACAUAUUUUUUUAUAUAUAUACAUAUAUAUAAAAAAAGAAAAGUACAACUUCACAUGCUGUUUGUUUUCUUAUUUUACAUUGGCUGUCCUGAAUUCGAUGAAAAUAAAACAUUUGAAAUAUUG
This is a messenger RNA of Nerophis lumbriciformis (worm pipefish), 6170 nucleotides long. It is a transcript of the gene tasorb, whose product is annotated as transcription activation suppressor b. Gene Ontology annotation, biological process: negative regulation of gene expression, epigenetic; protein localization to heterochromatin. The record is from RefSeq and is a predicted model, not a curated record. Gene Ontology annotation, molecular function: chromatin binding. Gene Ontology annotation, cellular component: nucleoplasm; heterochromatin. NCBI's taxonomy places the organism in Eukaryota, Metazoa, Chordata, Actinopteri, Syngnathiformes, Syngnathidae.